Messenger RNA from Gongylonema pulchrum, 855 nucleotides. The record is from the annotation of a GenBank genome assembly. Lineage: Eukaryota; Metazoa; Nematoda; Chromadorea; Rhabditida; Gongylonematidae.
AUGCAUUUUGUGCCAUAUCAGCAGCAGCAACUGCAACAGCCGUAUCGCCCGAAUUUUGAGAUGCCUACUGCACCGAUGCGUCCACCAUCACAUGGAGCGAGUCGUUGUUCUAAUCGUGAUCGAACGAGCAGACGUUCAGGGCUUCCAUCCAGCAAAACGAUAUCCGAUUUCGCGCUUUCACCAUUUGCUGGUUUUGUUUCGAAGAAAGAACGCGAAUGGCUUAUCAAAAUCCAGCUGCUGCAAUGCCAGGGAUGUGGCAACCCAUAUGAAGAUGAUUUCUAUUUUACCGUUUGGCGGCAGAAGCAAAUAGCUUUGGAACGGCGGAAAAAAGGCUUAAAACCUGCAGCCGGCGAAGAGGGAGAUGAAUGCGAUUACGCAGUAAGCACUGCAAAUGCACAUCAUUAUGUCCCACCAACUUUUGUGGGCACACUUGGGAAACCAACGCUCUCCACUGUCAAUUAUCCAAGACAUUUAAUCGAUCUGUCAAACGACUCAACGGAUGAUGAUAAGCUUUCGAUGAAAAGCAGUGCAUCACAGAAGAAAUUGCGAGCGCUUCUAAACGAAUUGAGGGAUGGUAUCCAAAGUCGGUUGAAAGCAGUGAUUGAAAGUCUGUGCUCUAGUGAUCGCCUUCAGACAGUUUUGCUCAUCAACAAGGGACGACAAAUGUUCACACGUGCAUUAGCACUUGCUGAUGAAGAUCAGCGAGUGCUGCUGUUGAAAUAUUUUUUUACCGCUUUAACGAAUGCUUGGAAAAGAUUACCUACAAACGAGGUGUGUAUUUUUUUUGUGUCAAACACGAUAUUCUCAGAUUUUCGGCGUUUUGACAAGGGCGACCUCUUGGAGAGGAAGGAGUGA